Messenger RNA from Elephantulus edwardii (Cape elephant shrew), 1250 nucleotides. RefSeq names its product docking protein 4 (gene DOK4). Gene Ontology annotation, cellular component: cytoplasm. Bases 270 to 1250 code for a protein of 326 amino acids. The record is from RefSeq and is a predicted model, not a curated record. Gene Ontology annotation, biological process: cell surface receptor protein tyrosine kinase signaling pathway; positive regulation of MAPK cascade. Lineage: Eukaryota; Metazoa; Chordata; Mammalia; Macroscelidea; Macroscelididae. The transcript has 9 exons.
CCCGCCGCCCCCGCGGGUCUCGCUGUGACGCGGGCAUGAGCCUGGCCCGCGCCUCCGCCGAGCGAGCGACCCCGGCCAGGGCCGCGGCGCCCAGCAGGCGCCAGGCGAAGGAGCUGCUAGAACAAUGCUGAGGCGGCCGAGUUGAGCGGAGCAGCCCCGGCAGAGCAGAGCGUCUGGAACAGGUGAUCGAAGGAGCCGGAAACCGAGGCCACCUGGGCACCCCUCCCCUCACUCUGCCUGGCCAACCAGCCCCAGAACGGCCGGGAGCCAUGGCGACCAAUUUCAACGACAUCGUCAAGCAAGGCUAUGUGAAGAUGAAGAGCAGGAAGCUUGGGAUUUACAGGCGUUGCUGGCUGGUGUUCCGGAAAUCCUCUAGCAAGGGACCCCAGCGGCUGGAGAAGUAUCCAGACGAGAAGUCAGUGUGCCUCCGAGGCUGCCCCAAGGUGACCGAGAUCAGCAAUGUCAAAUGUGUCACGCGGCUCCCCAAGGAGACCAAGCGGCAAGCAGUGGCCAUAAUCUUCACCGAUGACUCUGCGCGCACCUUCACCUGUGACUCAGAGCUGGAGGCAGAAGAGUGGUACAAGAUACUCUCUGUGGAGUGUCUGGGGUCACGGCUCAAUGACAUCAGUCUUGGGGAGCCAGACCUCCUUGCCCCAGGGGUGCAGUGUGAACAGACAGACCGCUUCAAUGUCUUCCUGUUACCCUGCCCUAACCUGGAUGUGUACGGCGAGUGCAAGCUGCAGAUCACCCACGAAAACAUCUACCUCUGGGACAUCCACAACCCCCGCGUGAAGCUCGUUUCGUGGCCCCUCUGCUCGCUGCGCCGCUACGGCCGGGACGCCACACGCUUCACCUUUGAGGCCGGCCGGAUGUGCGAUGCUGGGGAAGGGCUCUACACCUUCCAGACACAGGAGGGGGAGCAGAUUUACCAGCGGGUCCACAGUGCCACCCUGGCCAUCGCCGAGCAGCACAAGCGGGUCCUGCUUGAAAUGGAGAAGAAUGUGCGGCUGCUGAACAAAGGCACAGAGCACUAUUCGUACCCCUGCACACCUACCACCAUGCUGCCCCGCAGUGCAUACUGGCACCACAUCACGGGUUCCCAGAACAUUGCUGAGGCCUCCAGCUUCGUAGGUGAGGGGUAUGGAGCAGCCCAGGCCAGCUCAGAAACAGACCUCCUCAACAGAUUCAUCCUGCUGCAGCCCAAACCGGGCCAGGACGACAGCUGUGAGCCCAAGACUCCGUCCCAGUGA